Messenger RNA from Ornithodoros turicata, 6756 nucleotides. RefSeq lists its product as uncharacterized. The coding region runs from base 1 to 6756 and encodes 2251 amino acids. The transcript has 28 exons. Lineage: Eukaryota; Metazoa; Arthropoda; Arachnida; Ixodida; Argasidae. Gene Ontology annotation, molecular function: ATP hydrolysis activity; ATP binding; lipid carrier activity. Gene Ontology annotation, biological process: transmembrane transport; lipid transport. The record is from RefSeq and is a predicted model, not a curated record. Gene Ontology annotation, cellular component: membrane; intracellular membrane-bounded organelle.
AUGUCGGCACAGGAGCUCUCGUGGGGACAGAUUGUAAGCAGGAACGACAUCCUGGAAGCGCAGAGGACCGACGGCCUUUGUCAGCGUGUGUCAAGGUGGCUGGAAACAGCAAACCUGCAAGGCACGGAAGACGCUGAGGAGAGGUACGACUCAUAUCAGCUGAGCGAGGAUGGUCUCCUGGUCCGGCUCGAGCGUUGCAGCGACAACGAGGAAACGGGCCCCGUCCACGUACAAGACCUCAAGACCUUCAGCCAGCGUAUCUCGGACAACGGCAGGUGGGAGGAGGACCGCGAUCCAGCAUCGCAAGCCCGCUCUCCCUCAAGUCCCCCUAGGGCCGGACACGAGGAAGACAGGCCGGACGGGCCUUUCAGCCGUAUCGCCAGCCCCGAGGUCGGGGACGUACACCCGGCGCGGAUCACCCGCCACCCCGUUCGACGACCAGUUCCCAGAGCGGAAGGAUCGAACGACACAAUGUCGCCACUUGCACGGUGCUGGAAAGACAUCCUACUGAGCACCCUGCCUCCUAUACCCCUGAGGAGCUUGCUAGACUCUGCCAAGUAUGCUGGGUCCCCGAAACCCACCCAGCAUCCCAUCGAGCAGGAGCCCUGCACCAGACCCAAAAAGCCCCCUCUCGAGCCCGUCUACGACGACGACCCGCCAGUAGCGGAGGACCUGCUUCGGCAGAUGACAGCACUCUGUGCUUUAUUGUCUCAGCAGCUCCCCAGUAGCACGUCCGCCGCCCAGCCGUCCUCGGAACCCCCGCUACGCCUGAACCUGACGAUACUGACAUUUUCGGGCUACAGCGAUGCCAAGACCGUCGAAGAUUUUCUUGUGGACCUGGAGGCUUACCAGACAGCCGUUGGAGCAAUCGACGAAGCCUUCCUGCGCCGGAUACUACCCGCUGCAUUGCGGCUGUUUCCGGAGGAAUUUUUGCCCCCGGAUUAUGCAAUGCUUAUGCGAGAGGAACUCAUGACUCGAACGCAGCACGCGGAGGAGAGCCUGUUGGAAUAUACCCGGGCAAUCCAAGAGCUGUACCGCAGAGCUGAACCGCUCGCGACGGAAAGCGAGAAGGUGGCCCGCGCUAUUCACCAAUGUCACCCUCGUUUUAAGCCUUACUUGCGGGGGCGAAGCUUUUCUUCGCUCGCUGACCUUGCUAAAGAAGCCCGCGUCAUCCAAGCAGAUUUGUUGGCGGAAUUGCAGUACCGCCCACCGCCUAGGCCGGAACAAACACUGGAGCCUAGCUGCACAUGGAACGGGCCGAGACAGUCGUUAGACGCGGAAUUGAACCCCCGCGGGACUGUCGGAACACACGGCGGUUCGUCCGCCGGGCCAAUUCACCGUUCUUUGGAUCCCUUUGCAUAUGAGCAAAGGAACCGAGCGAGGUCGGCACCAGCAGAGCCGCGCGAGCGCGAAGUCGGUGAUGCACGUCAUGCACCGCCGCAGGACAGGCGCGACUCUAGGUGGACGACGCCGGAAACAGAGCAGAACCGGACUGGUGAGGAGACCCAGGAUCCCGGAGCUGGACAAUCUACGUCCGUUGAACUAUUUUCCGGAUCAGAACACCUAACAGCGAUGGUCGUACCCGCUGUUAUGGAGGACGCCCUGAAACGAUUUCCAGGAAGCCCACACCAGCGACGCAUGCUCGCUAAAGCAUUGCGGCCAUUCUCCUGUAUGUUCACAGAGAGACCAGGUCUAACCCAUGCAUUGGAGCACCGGAUAGAAACCGGCGACGCAAGGCCCUGGCGAUGUAAUCCUCGGCCUUUGAGUGUGCAUAAGCGCAAGCUCCUCGUUGCUGCGCUGGAUGAAAUGAUCGAGACCGGUGCAGUGAGACCUUCUCGCAGCCCUUGGGCUUUUCCGGUGGUUCUUGCGCCGAAAAAGGAUGGAACUGCAAGGUUGUACGUGGAUUACCGCCGACUGAACGAGGUGACGGAACACCUUUCUCAUUUGAAAGUGGUAUUAGGACGCAUGCAGACUGCAGGAUUGACUGUCAAUCCCCGCAAGAUGCAGUUGGCUACCAACAGCAUCGAUCUCCUCGGGUUCAAGGUGGAGUCCGGCACGGUCAGGCCGAACGAGGACAAGCUAAAGGCUAUCCUUGAGUACCCCCGCCCGACGGAUGUGAAAAGCUUGCAGCGCUUCCUCGGUAUGAUUGGCUUUUAUAGACAGUUUAUACCGCGAUAUGCAGACCUAACGCAACCGCUAACUUGGCUUUUGCGGAGGGGAGCACGAUGGUCGUGGGGUCAAGCGGAGGAACAGGCGUUUACCUCUCUCGCUAAAGCGAUUGCGGAAACUACCCGCUUGUAUCUGGCGGACCUCAAUCGCCCAUUUGUACUUCAAACAGAUGCGAGCGAUUAUGGCCUUGGUGCAGUCUUGUUACAAGAGCAUCACGGGGAACUCCAGCCCGUGGCAUUUGCAAGCCGUACGCUGACGCCUCCCGAACGCAAUUAUAGCGUGACGGAGAAGGAAUGCCUAGCAAUCAUGUUCGCACUACAUAAGUUCGACAUGUAUUUGGGUGGUGCGAAAUUCACUAUUCAAACUGACCAUCAGGCACUGCCCUGGUUAAAGUGGUUGAAAAACCCAGCCGGACGGCUCGCACGUUGGAGUUUAACGUUGCAGCGAUAUGACUUCUCGGUGGAAUACCGAAAGGGAACCUCAAAUAAGGCGGCAGACGCGCUAUCUCGAGCACCGUUGCCCCUUGAGGACGUCGUUAUUCCGCAGGAGCUUGUGGCCGCGGUUAACCAGACCGUCACGGAGGAUGAGCUCUCGUGGGGACAGAUUGUAAGCAGGAACGACAGGACGCACGCCAUAUCCUUCAGUUUGUCAAGGCCUCUGAACCGCACUAUGAAGGAACAAGAAUACUACAGUAAAGACAGUGACCUGAUGCUGCAUAACAUUGUGCACCUAGAUCGCAAAAAGCAAGAAAUAACGUCGUCCCAAGCAUGCUGGCGAGACAACGAAGAUGAAGCAGUGGAAGCUCUUUCCAAUAGCAUCGAUAUCACAGUGACGGGUGCCAUGGCACAGCUUCUGGUGCUACUCUGGAAGAACAUCGUGAUUCAAACGAUCCGGAGGCACCCUUAUUUUACCCUGCUUGAAUUCGCAGCCAUAAUCGGUAUCUUCUACAUCUACGCGUCAUCGCUUUCUAACAAUUCUUGGGAACACCCGACGUACUCGCCAGCAACGCUCUACCCAGAAUUUUCUGGAACACCUGUUGGGGCGCUUGUGUAUGGCCCAAAUAACUCAUCGCCGUACAUGACAUUUAUCCUUCAAAAUGGGUUUCCGGAAGCCAUACACAACAAUGGAUCUGGGAUUCCGAUCCCGAACCGUCCCGGUUCAACCCUGAAGCCCCUCACAGGGUUCAAGACUUUUGAAGAGGUUAAGGAGUCAUGCUCUAUUUUCCAUUAUUGCUUCUACCUUGCAUCAUCCGGCAAUGACGCAAGCCUGAACUACACCAUCGUCGUACAUGAACCUCAAGGAUAUAUUAUUGAAGAGAAGGCUGUCCCUGCGUACCAACCAACGAUAAGGCCGAACGGAGCUAAGAUUGCUUCUUUGCAAAUGAAACUGGAACGUUCACACAUUGUCUGGCUCGCACAGAUGAAGAAGGUGGAUCCCAAGACAAUUCCUACGGUUGCAACCAGGCAGUUUCCUCAACCAAAGCUUCCCAUCGAUCAAUCAAGUCCAUACGCAAGCGUGUUGGCACUGCUCGUCUUGGCCUUCCUGAUCCCUUUCGCAAUUCAAGUGGGCACUAUCGUCACUGAAACUGAUACUGGCAUAAAAGAAAUGUUAAAACUCAUGGGACUAAGUGAGUUCGUCUACUGGGUUGGUCAUCUCUGCACGUCGCUUUUCAUCACUGUCACCUCUUGCAUCCCCAUCGGCGUAAUACUUGUCAGUGUUGGAAGUCCCCGUCCCACCAUAGCCGGCGCUGACAUCACUCUUGUUGAGACAGCUUUGCUGGUCUUCUGUAUUCACGUUGGAAUGCACAUCUUGUUUGUGGCCUGCCUUUUUAAGAGAUCGAACGUGGCUGUCACAUUUGCCAUCAUAUAUUGGUUAGUGGUGUCACUCUGGCCAGUUGUCAAGGUUGGUUUAUCACUUGUUCAAUACAUGAUGUAUUCCCGCGUUUGGAAAUUGGCCUUCUGCACGACGCCUGUCAUUGGAACUUAUUACACGAUACUACUUAUUGGACUCGCUUGUGACCUGAAAGGCUCAGCAGGAUGGUCUCUCGUGACGGUGUUCUCUGAAGGAUUAGACAACAUCACCAUACUCGACAUCUGGAUGAUGAUGCUUGCCACAGAUGUGACCAUGGCUAUUCUAGUGUGGUAUUUCACCAGAGUUCUGCCGUGGGUGACUGGAAUACCUCAACCAUUCUACUUUCCUAUCCUGCCGAAUUACUGGAAUCCCAGGGUGACAGUCGAUAACGUAGACACGACACCCACAGCGCCGCAGGAUCCUGCACGGUUUGAAAGAGACCCGAAUGCAGAAGCUGUAAUCGCGAUAAAAGGACUCCGUAAGAAUUUCGGAGGCAAUACAGCAUUGAAUGGCAUUGACGUCAAAUUUUUCAAGGGCGAAAUCACGGUGCUCCUAGGUCAUAACGGGGCUGGUAAGACUACCAUGAUGAGCAUCUUAACGGGUAUUUUGCCUCCAACAGAAGGCACUGCUGUUAUUUGCGGCUUUGAUGUGGUCAAGAACACAGCAAGCGCACAAAAGAAUAUCGCCCUGUGCCCACAGUUUGAUAUUUUUUUCCCAGAGCUCACAGCGCGCGAGCACUUGGCUUUUUUUGGUUCGUUUAGAGCUCAGUUGUCUGGCAAGGAUUUGGAAGCACGUGUAGCCAACAUUCUGGCUACCGUGAACUUGUCGCCCAAAGCUAAUGAACUUGCGAAAUCGCUCUCCGGAGGCAUGAAGAGGAGACUGAGCGCAGCCAUUGCAAUAGUGACCCAACCGCAGGUUGUCAUUCUAGACGAACCCACGGCCGGGAUUGAUCCAGAGACAAGAAGAGAGCUGUGGGAUAUGUUUCUGAAUUUGAGGAAACAGUGCAGUAUAAUGCUCACCACACAUGAUAUGGAGGAAGCGGACGUCUUAGGUGACAGGAUCGGCAUCAUGGCUCAUGGGAACCUGCUCUGCUGGGGGACCCCAAUCUUUUUAAAGAAGGCAUUCGGUACGGGUUACCAAAUUCAUCUUGCAAGGAGCCACAACAUGAAGGUGGACCAGAUUCUCAGCAUCGUUAGGCGGACAGCUCAUCAUGCUCAAAUUGAUAGCGAGAGCCUAACGGAAGUGAGAAUAUCCCUGGGACUCUCUGAUCCAAAGGGCUUCGAGUCUAUGUUCGCCAAACUUGAGCAGCAAAUGCAGCAUCUGGGGAUUGGAAGGAUCGGCGUUACUGUGUCCACCAUGGAGGACGUGUACAUAAAGGUAAACCUCGAAGAAGGAAAUGUUGGAGACGAAGAAGCACAACAAGCAAAAGACGAAGAUGUGCAGCGGUUGUGUGCUUGCUCAAAGCGGCAUCCAAAUACCUUCCAACAACUGCGAGCUCUUCUGACGAAGCGCAUCAAAUAUCAGUCUAGAGUGUGGUCUCCCUUUCUCAUCGGUGUCAUCUUGCCUAUACUCAUUAUACUGGCUGAGCAGCAUGUCGAACGUGAUACGACAGCAGCGAAUACCGCCCUGUUUGAUACCAUAAAUAGGGCAAUGACGACGGUCAUGUCCUUUGCCUCCUUCUACCCAAAGGAAAUGGUAUUCGUCGAAUACGACAAACAAUUGACUGAUCUCGUGAACAACCGUUAUCUGCCCGUCCUGAAGAGUGAGACUGCGCGUGUUGACGUUGUAGAGAACGCAAAACGUCAUCUCGUCGACUUGGGGAAGGAGAGCUACGCAGACUAUAUCUACGCAUUCGUCUUAGGAGGAACAUUUCGAGGCAACAAGAUUGUGGCGUGGUGGAACCCUUUUUACGGGGCCAGUCAAGUUCUCACGCAGCUUCUUGCAAAUACGGCAGUUCUACGGUCGGUGUCUGGUCAGGACACGGCUCGAAUAACGGCAACACUCGUCAUUGACUCAACCGUGUACGGAGUGAAUAGGACCGCUCGCGGGCAACUCCAAGGGGGUCUCGAAGACUUUGUAUCCUCUAUAUUACUGAACGUUCUUCGCGCUGUGGGGUUUCCAUUGAUUAUGUCAUUCACUGUGGCUGUGACGGUCCUUUUUGCCAUCAUGGAACGUACCAGCAAUUGCAAGGCGCUUCAACUGAUGAGCGGAAUGUCCAGCGUUGUCUUUUGGUUCUCCAAUCUCUUCUUCGAUGCCGUAACUUUUGUUGUGACCUGGAUUAUCAUCUGCAUUAUUUUUAGUUUUCACAACGACACUUCCACAAGUACGAAAGUUGCCGCACUGAUUCUGCUGGUCCCAAUCGCCUGCACGACCAUCUCUAUAAGCUACCUGGCUUCUUUUCUAUAUGACACGGAAGGCAAAGCUUUCGCCAUACUCACGAUCUUCUUCACUCUUGGGGGUACUAUAACGAUUGCCGUUGCUGCAGUUAUCUGGUUGACAAACAUAGGUGGAGAUGAUGGAUCAACACGGGUCAUCAUCCACACAGUGUUGUCCAGUCUGCCGACAUGCAUUGCGCCAUACAGCAUAAUUAAACUACUGGGAGUGGACAACGUAAAUAAGAAAUGCUUGAAGUAUGCUGGAGACCCUGCUGGAGAUCCUUGGCUAGGCCUACAGUCAUACUGCCCUCCCGGGGAGAAUCCGUACGGCCUCACAUAUUGCUGCGAACGUACGUACUGA